UGAAAACAACAAGCAAUGGUAGAUGUGUGAGGUUAUGCAAUGUGAUUAUAUACUUCGCGUGACGGUGGUGUUGAUGGAUAGUUUUGACAGCAUUGUCAGUGCCCAAAGUUUAUAGACAUUUGUUGUCUACGCUAGCUGGGUGGCAUACUGUUUUGAAAUGAGCUGACAACAUGGAAAAGGGGACAGUCGCGAAGGUGAUAAAUGACUUUCUCACGACGACUGCAGGAGAACUUUCACUGUGUAAAGGAGACAUUGUACAGAUUCUGGAGAAAAUAGAUCGUCACUGGUGUAAUGGUAUUGUUAAUGGUACAUGUGGAAAAGUGCCAUUGAACUACUUGAUAGAAGUGGACCCACCUGAUCUGCAAAAUGAUUAUGAACUCUUUGCCACAAUUGCUGAUUUUCCUGGACAACAACCUGGUGAUCUUUCAUUCAGGAAAGGUGAGCUGAUUAUUGGCAUAAAAAAGAUUGAUGAUAAUUGGUGGGAGGGAAGUAUUGGAAGUAGGAAGGGUAUGUUCCCUACAACAUACACAUGGAAGCUGGACUCAUCUUACAUAAAGGUGAAAUGUAAACCUAAAGUUUUAAAUAUGACAGCAAAAGUGAAGAUGAGUAUGAAAGCUCAGCUAGAGGAGGAGAUAGAUUUGUACGAAGGAGAAAUAUUGACUGUUACUGAAGUUAUUGAUAAGGACUGGUAUAGGGGUUGCUGCGGGGACAGAAUUGGAAUUUUUCCCGCAGCUUACGUCACUUUACUACAAGACUCCACUGAUGUGAUGGAUGGUGAACAUGCAAACAUUCAGAACCAAUCCCUUAUUGUUAAUAGUGCCACAUUUAAUUGCACGGAUAUUAGAAAGCCAGCUGUUAACACUCUUGGAGGGCAAUCAUCAAAUGAAGGAUCACAGAAUGAAUAUGUAACUAGCACAGAAUGUGUCAAAGCAGACCUAGACAACUUGGAUGUGAUGAACAUUUUAGAUGACGAUUAUUUUAGGAAAAAUAUGCCAUCUGUAUUUACCAGCAACAGUGCUCCAGUUACUCAUACGUAUAGUUCAGAAGUGUCAUCAACACGUGAUGUUCAACACAUGGAAGUUGAUAUUUGUCCUUAUGGUGUAACACUGUACCCCUUUUAUGCCCAAUUUGACAAUGAACUAAGUUUUCAUGAAGGUGAAAUAGUGAGUCUUGUCAGACAUGUGAGCAAAGAUUGGAUAGAAGGAAAAAUUGAUGGCAGAAAGGGGAUAUUUCCAUCCAGUUAUGUGAAUAUCAUUGUAGAUUGUCAGCCCCAGUCUGAAUUUUCAGUGAGUAAUGACAGAAGUGCACUUCAUGAAGUUGAAAAUGUGGAAGUGAGGAAGAAACAUGACAUACUUCCACCAAAUUCAUUUGCUGUGGUAUUGUUUAAUUUUGAUGCACAGAUGGAUAGUGAUCUGACUGUAAAGCAAGGUGAAGUUGUUUGUGUUCUUCAGCAACCUAAUCAAGACUGGUGUGAAGUAAAAAAUUGUUAUGGAAGUUCAGGCCUUUGCCCACGUACUUAUUUAGCGUCAUACACAGUGCCAAAUAAAUUCACAGAUGGCAGUAAUCGUAGAUUGUCAGUUGCAGGUGAUGCUGGCUUCAGAAAAAACUUAACUGAUGUGCCAUUUCCUGACAAAACAGACUUAAAUAAGAGGAGAACACUUGAAAGUUUUGGUUAUCAUGAUAAGUGGAAGAAUAACAGCAUUGAUGAUCUAAUUUCCAAAAAUCUGGAAACUCUUCAGAAUUCAUACACAUGGAGUUCAAAAAUGAAUUAUAGUAAUAGAAGUGUUGCAGAUUCUGAGUGCCCGACAACUGAGAAUAUUGUAGUAGCUCAGGAUGAGGCCAUAAGGCACAGUCCAGUGUAUUUAGCUGAAGAACCAUCAGAAACGCAAACUACCAUGCUCCAAGAGCAAAGCGAUUCUCGAUUUGAUGCAAGAAGAGAAGUUACUUGGAACACGUACAAUGAUGUUUUCAAAAGAGGACAUUUCAGUACAAAAUGUGUAAACAAUGAGUGCCGUGUAUCACCUGUGCUGAAGAGGCAAGCUUCUGACAGAGUGCCCCACAGGCCAGCUCCACCAGUGCCACUGCCUGGCCACAAACCUGUCCAUCGUUCAAUAAGAAAACCAAACAAGAAAAGUGUCCAUCUUGGUAAACUGGGAUCUCUCAUCAGUGCAAAAGAAAAACAACUACAUGAAAUAAAGAAAGAAAAAAAGGAAAUUGAAAACAAGCUCAGCAACAAUCCACACGAGAAUGAAGACAGUGUGCAAGAAAUGAAAUACAGGAUAAGGGAGUGUGAAGAAAAGAUUCUCUUCAUUGAAGCUGAUUUAAAUCGUAUACAAGGAAAUGGGUCACAAAAUAGUGUGGAUGAUUUGAACAAACAAGACUGUGUGCUGCAGCAGAAACCACCUAGUGAUGUAAACUCCAGUGGCCAGGAAAUGAAUACUAACCUUGAAGUUAUGCAGACUACAUCUGUUACAGAAGAGGACCUAAGGAAGAAGAAACAGGAACAGAGACAAAAUGUAAUAUCAGAACUUGUCUUCACAGAGAAAGAAUUUGUCCGUGACCUGAAAAUUACCUAUGAAACUUUCAAUCUGCACAACCCUGAAUUUCUUGAGAACAGGGGCAUUAAUGUUGAAAUUGUUUUUGGGAACAUACUGGAUGUAAUGCAUCUGGCUGAAGACUUGCUGGACAAACUUCAGCUGGCAAUGAAGGGUAAAAAUGACGAUGAGCAGUGUGUUGGCCCAUGCUUUUUAGAGCUCGCUGAAAGAAUGAAGACAGUGUAUGGUCAGUACUGCAUGAACCAUGAUGAAGCUCUUCUGUUACUAGAAAAGUAUGAAUCAGAUGAAGGUAUACAGAAGAUCUUUAACAAAGGCUUGGAGACACUACGAUACCAAAUUGCAUGUUUUGAUAUGGGAUCAAUUCUGAUCAAACCUGUUCAGAGGAUAUUGAAGUAUCCUCUUAUUCUCAAUGAACUUAUAAAGUGCACAGAGGAUGAUCACAAGGACAAACCUGCUCUCCUGGAUGCUGUAAGAACAAUAACAGAUGUGGCAACAUACAUCAAUGAAUACAAGAGGAGGAAAGAUAUUGUGCUGAAAUAUCUGGAAGAUGGCAAUUCUACCAUAUCACAAAAGAUGGCCAGAUUAUCUUUACAUUCAGUAGCAAAGAAGUCUUCACGAUUGGGAGCAAUGUUUACAUCAAGCUUAGGACUCAGCUCUGCGACAAAAGAUCCUAUUUUUCAAGAAUAUGAAACACAAUUCCAUCUACUGGAAAAAACUAUUCGACUGUUUAUGAAAAAUGUAGAGAUUUUUAUGAAUCAUAUUCAUGAAAUGGUAACAGCCCAUAGCAAUUUGGGUGAAUCAGUAAGUUACUUCUAUCAAGAAAGACAUUCAGAAGUUGAAGACUUCAGCCGAAUUCAAAGGCUUAUAAGUCGGCAGUUCUGGAAGGAGUUUGAAAGUAUGAUACAAAGACAAAUAUUUAUGCCCCUCAGUUCACUCUUGGAAUUAUUCGAAGGACCAUCAAUAUUGAUACAGAAGUGCAAUGAUAAGUUUCUUGACUAUGCAGCAUGUUCAGCAAAGGCUGAAAAAUAUAAAGACUCACGAUUGGUGCAAGAAGAACUGUUGGCAGCAAAAAACAAUUAUGAAGCAUUAAACUCACAUCUACUUGAUGAACUCCCAACCUUAAUUAGGACUGCUUUAGAUCUCUUUCUGGAAUGCUUAACAGCAUUUGUAACAGCAAGAAAGUUGUUUUCAGGAAAGAUUACAAAACAGUACCUUUCUUUGAUGGACCUUCCUCUAAUGCAGUCUGCUCAAGCUGAUGCUUUGGAAAACUUUGCUGUUAAACAUAGCCUUGUCCUAAAUCAACUGGCACGUUUAACAUGUCUCAUGAAGAAUACAAGACUGGAUGUAACUGUGAAAAAGCCUGCAAAAUCAUCUCCUACACCAUCACCAAGAGUGUCCCAUGUGGAAGCAUCUGAUCAGGUUGCUUUGACUCAGAGUGACAGUCAGAAGACAUAUCUGAAAAAUCGUUAUGGAGUUGAUACACUAUUUUAUACAACCAAAUCAUACACAAGUAUACAGCCAUUAGAAUUGUCAGUUUCCACUGGGCAUUUAGUAGCAGUUAUAAAGAAACAAAAUCCCAUGGGAGAUAGUUCAGUGUGGUUUGUAGAUGAUGGAGCCAAUCAAGGUUUUCUUCCAAGUAGCAUCUUAAUUCCAAACAGAGGUGAAUCGCCAGUUAUGGAUACAGAACCAGGUACAAAAUCAAAACGAAGUCAGCAACAAGACAUCACUGAUUCAACUAAACAGUUUCCGUCUCCACCAUCAUAUAAUGAUGCCUUGGCUACAUCCAUACAGAUCCCUAAGCAGUCUGAUAUUACAAACAGUCAGACUCCUGUCCUAGAAGCUGAAGAUCUCAAAGAAGAGAACUAUGAAGAAAUUUCUGAUCAGAGUCAGCAGCAUCUGUAUUCAGAGCUUGUAUUUGAGCCAGACCAGAGAACAAGAGAGUUCUACUAUGCUGUCUACAGCUUUGAAGGCCAGGGACCUACUACAUUGGCUAUAAAGGCUGGGCAAGUUGUUAGUGUUCUCCAACAUGAAGAUGCCCAAGGAAAUUCCGAAUGGUGGCUAGUAGUUGACAGGUUUGGGAACAAGGGAUAUGUACCAGCAAAUUACCUUGCUAAAUACGAUGAUUACAGUAAUUAAAUUUUGUAUGAUGACAGCAGUCAGUUUCUUUCUGUAUACUGUAUUCAUUUUGUUAAUUAUGUGCAGACUGUAGUCUGUGUGAAACACUGCAACUGUUUUUGUAAGUGCCAAAGCCAAACAGACUAUGUGCAGCUAAGAACCACAUAUCAUUUCAUUAUUGUAUGCAUUUAACUGACCAGAAUAUUCAGUUAUUAAUAAUUUUAACUGCUCAUUUUGUGUGCUUCUGUGGUUUCAGCUAUAUCACAAUUCUCUGCUUUUGUAAUAAUGUUGUAUUUUAAUGCGCUGAAUGCAUGUAAUGUUUUUUGGAGCAAAACCUAAUUAUUUUACUUUAUUUGAAUAGCAUCUGUUUGGGCAUAUGCUAUAAACUCUUAGUUGUUUUCUCCCAUACAAAUGAAGCCGUAUCUGUGAUAUUCUGCCUGCUAUGUAGUUUGGUGCUAACUAAGAGUGAAAGGAAAAUGUUUCCAUUCAAGAGUCACAAGAUUUUCUGGGCUGUACGUCUGCCAAUAAAGCUGUUAAUCAUUCAUCUGUAUAAAGUGCAUAGAGAGAGAGAGAGAGAGAGAGAGAGAGAGAGAGAAUAUGAAUGCAUGCCAUUACAUUGAUGUUUUGCCAGACUUUACAAGUGUAAGAUAUGAAAUAUUUGUUCCUGUACUGAUGGCAGCUUAAUAUUUUUGUAAGUGGUAAGAAUACUAGUGUGUGCAAUGUCUGGAAAAGAAGUGGGAAAAAGGCCCACUCACCAAUAAGACUCAGUAACGGAAAAAGAACUGUUUUUGGGCCUCAGAUCCUUGUGUAAUCUGCUGAUAGACACUCUAGGGGAAACAUAUGUGACCGAGAAUACCAUAAUUAUAUAGCAGUGGCAACAUAAUACAAGGAAAUAUGAACAAAUUGGUGCAGAAAAGGAACAGACUAUCAAGAUUACAAAUUUCCCAAGAGAGAAAUAUUGUGUGUUGUGGGACUUAAACCCAGACCAUUGCUUUUCAAGGGUGAUGCUCUUACACGCAGCCAUCCAUCCAAGAAUGAAUCAUUUCUGAUCUUCACAGCUUUAAUUAUGUAACACAAGAGAGUAGCAUUCCCUGCUGCCCAAGUAGAGAACUUGAGAAGGGGAGCUGCUGCUGAUGAUGAUGCAAUGUUCAUUUUUGAUCAGUUCGUGAUAAAAUUUCAAAUGCCAAUCUGAUACCUGCACAGGAAUGUUUACUGACAAAUUGGAACACUUCUGGCUGAGAUGAAGACCAGCUGGUCCCAACAUGUGAGUCAGCAGUAACUCUAAGGUACUGAAUUUGAGCAACUUAAAAGGGCAAAAGAUAAAUUAUUUUUGAAGUUAUAUGUCAUCCAGGCCUUUGUAUUUUUCAGGAUGGGUGGUGGUGGCACUGAAUUACAAAAUGACCAAAGUUUUAGUCUGACCUGGAGUGUUUUGGAAAGUGGUUAUAUCCAAUGAAUGACAGUUCUUGUACUUUUGAAAUGAGAACAGAAAAUACAAAGUACCUUGCUAACAGUCAAAUAAGUUGAUUCAAUAACAUAUUUGGACAUGUAACAAAUAUUAACUUUCAAAAUAUAUAAUAAAGACCUUUGUUGUUGUAUUUCAGUGGAUUAGCGCCAUAUUUUGUUUCAUUUCACAACACUGAGGAAAUGAAUUUGCACCUCUCAGAAAUUUUAUAUUAAAGUUUCUGGUGCAAGGCAGCUGGGUUUGUUAUACCAUCAUCUCCAGUCUCUUAUAGGCUGCAUUUGCAGCACAUGCAGUGCUUUUAAAAAUUGCAUUAUGAUUUUGCUACCUAGACAUUUAUAGGUCACUUGAGAAUCCUUGUGAUGCAUAGUAGCUACCAUGGGUUGGAGAUCUGAUUAAUUAAUUAAAGAAUUAAAUGCUGUUAGUAUUCAUUCCCUCCUCUUCCCUAAACAAAAAUUAUGGAUGCCAAGUCAAUUAAAUAUUUCUUCUUUCUUGCAAACACAAAAAAUACUGCCUUGGAGCAAUAUUUAUUAACAUCAGUAUUUUCCGUAGAAAUUGUAUAUUGUUUGUUCUGACAAAUUAACUUAUUCUAGCAGUAAUUCAGUUCCUUAUGUAAUCUUCAUUAGAAUGAUUUGCAUUUUAAAUGUGAUCUUACUUUUGUUAUUUUAAACAUACUGUACAGAAAUUAUAUUGUGAAUUAUAUUUGUUGUAGAGUAAUAUGUUGUAUAUAUUUUGUUGUAUGUGAACAAAUUUACCCACAUUUU
Schistocerca serialis cubense is the source of this 6893-nucleotide messenger RNA. Its product is annotated as dynamin-binding protein-like. The transcript is spliced from 23 exons. The record is from RefSeq and is a predicted model, not a curated record. The coding region runs from base 171 to 4691 and encodes 1506 amino acids. Gene Ontology annotation, biological process: intracellular signal transduction. Lineage: Eukaryota; Metazoa; Arthropoda; Insecta; Orthoptera; Acrididae. Gene Ontology annotation, cellular component: cytoplasm. Gene Ontology annotation, molecular function: guanyl-nucleotide exchange factor activity; protein binding.